Molecule: messenger RNA, 660 nt
Organism: Adineta steineri
Lineage: Eukaryota; Metazoa; Rotifera; Eurotatoria; Adinetida; Adinetidae
Source: the annotation of a GenBank genome assembly
AUGCCUCUCACUGCUGCAUAUGCAACAUAUGGAUUUGAAAAAGGUUCAAUACGUAUGCAUUUCUACUCUUCAAAAUUAGUACCAGAUAUUGAAUGUAAAGUAGAACCACCUGAUAAUAAAUUAAUUGAUCGAUUUUGUUUACAAAUUCUGCCUAAAAUUCACCAUAAAAUAAAAUGGUUAAAUCUUGAAUCAUCAUCAAUGAAAAGGAUAUUACUUGCCACGCCUUAUCCAUAUCUACAUGGCAUUCGUUUGUAUUCUAUUAAUGGUCAAAUGGCAACAUAUUUGUUUAAUAAUCGUUAUUCUUUAUUUGAGUCGUUAAAAACUCAAAUAACAUCGAUUAUGAUUUCACUCAAUGAUGAACAUCGGUCACUAGAAGAACAUUUAGUAACACGUGUAUUUAUAUAUAUAUUGAAUAUGUUCAAUUUACAUUACUUCAAUUUUCGAACAUCAUUUGUCUAUGAUGAACAAGUAUCACUGAAUGACUUGUUGCACCGACAACAAAUAUUUUCUCAAACAUUAAAUGAAUUGCAUAUUAAUGUUGAAACUUUCAAUGAUUGUAUUUAUUUACUUGAUGGUCGUUUAAAUAAAUUGCACACACUUUAUAUUCAUGUUUCAAAUAUUCAUUCAGAUCGUUUAAUUAAUCACAAAGUAAAUUGUUAA